This is a messenger RNA of Anopheles marshallii, 4503 nucleotides long. RefSeq lists its product as uncharacterized. The coding region runs from base 1 to 4503 and encodes 1500 amino acids. The record is from RefSeq and is a predicted model, not a curated record. The transcript has a single exon. NCBI's taxonomy places the organism in Eukaryota, Metazoa, Arthropoda, Insecta, Diptera, Culicidae.
AUGGGAAAACGAACCCAAAUGCUCCCGCUGGGAGUGACACUGGUUACGGCAUUGCUGCUACUGUCCACCACCAUCGGUUACGCCCGCGCGUAUACCUUCGACGAUGACUUCGAGGAUCUGAUCGCCGAGGAAUCAAAUGUGGACGAGGACCUACUGCCCGGAUCGGUGCUGUUACCAUCGGACGUGUUUAACGAUGGCAAACCGUUCCUGGUCGAUCGUGACCCGUCGACGGGAGCGAUUGACUUUCUGCACAAGAAAACGGGCAACCAGAUCGAUCUCGGUGACAGCAAACCGUACGAACCGAACAAGGAUAGCUACGUGAGCGACAAGAAGGAUGUGGUCAUACACCAGUCGACGCCAAACUUUCACGACUUUCUUAACCUGCCCAAGAUGUACUCGCCGGAGAACUUUGUCUCGAUAUCGAGCUCGUACGCGAACCUGAAGUAUCAGGGCAUUAACAAGGGUUCGAACCAUCGUGAACAUGGUAAUACACACAUUGUGGCUGCGACUUCGGCAACCACUGCACCCACCACGACAAGCACGACAACGACAGUGAGUCCAGCGACGUCGACCAAGUAUUUCUACAAUCGACCACAGUACACGGUGGGCAACUACAACCGACCGGGGGCCAGCUCGAACACAUACUAUAGCUUCCCGGCAACGUCGGGACGGCCGAUCACGACACCGACUACAACGACGACCACGACUACCACAACUACACCGACACCGACUACGACUACGACGGAGGCACCAAAAACUACAGUCAAUUCCCAAAAACAGCUUUUCACACGCUACCCAUACAAGAGCACGAUCAAGAACAAGUAUCUCGAGACAUCCGAACAGACGCGCAAGAAAUUCUUCCUGCCAUCGACACUCGCUCUACCCGGUCCGACAACUACAACGACCGAACGUGCUCCUUCCACGCCGAUGCGAUCCUCUACUUACUACUCUCCUUCCGUAAGACCACACUGGCCCUCGACCUACCAUACCACGACGACAACUCAAAGCACCGUUCCCGUGUCGGCUUCGACGGCUCCGGCCAACCCAGUUCGCUUUGUAGACGAUGCGGUGGAACCAUCCAAGAUCAAAUUUACGAUGCCGGCCCUCAAGUAUGAAGGCUCCAGACCAGCACCAUUCCGACCAAUGCCAUCACAGUCGGAAGGUGCAGUGCCGGACCGGGAACCGUCGUCUAGCACCUCCAACACGAAGAUCGAUCUACCUAAGAACCCAGCCGUCAUGUCACUUUCGGAUAUCUUUAGCACACUCGAACAGAAAAAGCGUCUCGAAUCGCAACAGGCCGAAAGCAACCGCGUGGAGGAGGUGGAAGCACCGGAACUGGAACAAGAUUUGCCAACGACACCUCCCGCGAUUGUGUUGCUAAACGAUGGUUCGGCUGGAUCGGUGACCAUCGGGUCUAGUGGUCCCCGUAUCGAACAGUCGAUCGAUCUGUCGGAUCAGUACGUGCGAUACGAAGUGCAUCCACAGGCUCAAGCCCCACCGAGUAGACCACCCUUGGUGCAAACGCAACACCAACAGCAACAACAGUACCAACAGCAGCAAUACAACCAGUACCAAGUGCAUCAAUCAAAUGGACAUCGGCCCCAACCACCAGCGAUGGACGUGAUGGGGGGACAGUACGUGAAGUACGAGGUGCAGCAACCGCAACUGAACGUGGUAAAGUACGGAGCCGUCCCGAGCAUGAAUAAUGUCGUCAUCAGUCCUAACCAAAACUCGGCUACCUUUGUCCUGGGAUCGCAACAGUCCGUAGGCAGCAGCAUUGGAUCGUCGAGCCGUCCCGAUGGUACGGGCCAUUUUGUGGGAUCUGUGUCACAAGAUUCCGUCACGGCAGCGGCCCUAAGCGCGGGUCGUCCCUCCUACCAGAUGGGCCAGGUGCUAGAUGAGCCACACGAUCAAACCAACGUUGGUGCGUCAGUGCAGGUCCAGGUAAAACCGCAAGAUAUCAUCAAGACAACCAGCGUUCGGUUCCCUAGCGAGUCGGACGACAAGUACGAUAACGCACCCAUCAUCAGUGGCACACACAAGUCGGAAGUGUUGCCCCCGAACGGUCACUCGGCACCGGUACGCAACGAUCAGAUGGUUGUGUUUCCUCCAAAUCAAGAUAUCGCAAGCACGUUGCACGAGGUUUCGAACCGUAUCGUGUUUGACUCGCCUGCGCCACCGAGCGAAACGCUCAAUCGGAAUGAACUAUCGAUCGCACCUAAUCCAAACUAUCCGGCGGACUUACCUGAGCAAUUGACGCCUCCUACAGCGCCUGAGCGACCUGAUCUGAUUAAACAACGACCACGGCCACCGAUCCCCGCACAAGGACCACCAUUCCGGUACAGUGAAAUACAGCGACGUCCCUCCACCUUCCCAAGCGAUCGCCCAUCGCGGCCAACACUUACCCUACCCAACAUUCUGCCCCAGUUCCGGCCGAACGCGAAGAUCUCUCAAGGUCAUCCGCCGUACAUGAAGGAACCGGGCACCUAUCGUGUUCCACCUUCAGCGUUGCUCGUUAAGGCAGGUCCUCCACUACGCAAACCAGCCGGCUAUAACGUCCCCAACAAUCUGCCACCGACGACAGCAGUCCGACGGACGCCUCUUCCGACACGCCUAAUGACACGGCUUAGUCCUGCUCCUAGCCGUCCACAGCUACAUCCAGCAUCGGCUGAGUUGGAGAAUCGCCGCUACUAUCGACUACCACCACCACCACCGCCGGUAAUGAUUAAGGAUCGCGUUUACAACAUUCAACCGCCACGUCUACAGCCACCACCGCUUCCGCCCCAACCGUCCGGCAGUCCGACCAACAUCAUACCACCCGCAGUUACUUCGUCGGAGAAACCAAACGAACCGUUGGAGGAUAGCGAGUUCCAUCGUAACCCGCCACAGAUUCUGCGCAACAUACUGAAGGACGAUCAACAGCAGCGACCCAAGCUCGAACCCGUCGUAACACUUCAGAUGCUGCAGUCGAAGAAGCAGGCAUCGUCCAACAAUUCGCCAGUCGCACAGGAUUCGCUGGGUGAAGAGAGCAAUAACGUUGUGGCUGGAUCUUCACAGUCCCAGCAGCCGGAUGUCGUCAGCAAAGAUCGGCCAGUUUAUGUCGUAUAUCCGGUUAAGAGUACCCCCGUACGAUUGGACAACAAACCACCACACGGUGAUGGAAUAGUGGUUGGACACCGUGGCGAGCAACUGCCAUCGAAACCGAUCAGUCCUGGUACGGAGUAUCAGAACACACCCUUCUCGAUUGCGUCGCACUUUGAGCAGGAACCAAUUCUAACUGCCAAACACAGGAAACCCAACCUCAACGGCAAACCCAACUUCCCCUACAGUCUUGAGAAGCCGGACCCGCUUGCAUUGGUCCAUCAGUUGGACAAAGAGCAAUCUGCUGGACAACCAGUGCAGGACCUGUCGGAAUCGGACUCCGAGUAUAAUCUCGGUGAAGAACCAACGAAUGUGCGUGAUCAGGAUCAGGAUCUGAUCUCGAGCAAAUUGCAACGUUUCCAGACGGACAGCACACCAAUAGCGAUCGCUUACACACCGACGGAAUCCAGUCCGCUGGGGUCGAACAAUAUGCGAUACAGCAAGCCGGUGGGUGGAUAUGGAUCGGCAGCCAACAAUUACUACUACUCGCCCUACGGUGAAACACAGACGGAGGUGUCCUAUUUGAAGAUUGACGAUGUAGACGAGUUCGGGAAUCCAUCGCGACGCUACGAACAAAGCUUCCAGGCACCGUUCCAAGCAAGCAUGAGCCUCGAUCCGGUCAAGGUGACCAAUCCCUACGAAGGAUGGGCCGUAGUAACGUCUUCCCCGCAGGCGCUCAAGCUCCAACAGCAGCAAACGGUGAGCAAACCCGAACCUGCUCCUGUCCGUCAGUACAACAGUCCAAACACGAUCGAUCGUUCGGAUGUUGGUGACACUACCUCGACCGGUACUGGCGAUGAUAGUGCCGAUCGUACCGCAUCCGCACCGGUAACUGCUUCAUCCGCAUCUACCACCACCUUCGAUCCGAACAGCUUCCAGCCGGAACUGCAGGGCGGCUUCCGACCGAUUUACGGAGCGGACGUGAAGUUGAGCGAACAGCUCAACCCUGAUCCGCAGCGAUCGAGCGUAGCCGAUCUGUUUGCUGAGGAGAACGAAGCCGAAAAAGUCAAAGCUCCGCAGAUGAAUGUUACAACGAAACUUCAACCGGUAGAAUCGAAGCCGAAAAUAGUGAAAAAGGAGGAACCGGAUAGUGGAAUGGAUCUCGAUCUGGAGGCAUUCUUUGAUCAGUUCACGAAAGACUAUGACGAUGGCGAGAACGGUCUGGACGACGUGACCAUGAGCGAAGAAACAACGAACGAAGCAUUGCCGAGCAGUGACGAAAGCCAGUACCGUAGCGCUAGCGAAGGACGCAGCAGUAAGGGUACGGUAGGGGAGUCUAGUGUGAGUGCCUCGCCGGAAAGUGCCGCUGUUGCCACUACUGCAGCUGAAACGGUGGAAGAACCAGUCACGAAAGCAACGUGA